AUGGUCAAAGUCGAGGAUUACACUAAGGCUUUGGAGAUACUCAAGGAGUAUCCUUCUAGAGAUGGCCUCCACGUCGAUACUCUUCUCGACUCGGAUAAUCAUGGAGCCUUGACCUACAAUGACUUCCUCAUUUUGCCCGGUUCUAUCACGUUCCCGGCAUCGGACGUUUCCUUGGAUACCAAAGUAACUCGGCGGUUCACUAUCAAAGCCCCUCUUCUCUCUUCUCCCAUGGACACCGUCACCGAACACAAUAUGGCCAUCCAUAUGGCUCUUCUUGGCGGUCUGGGUGUUAUCCACAAUAACUGCCCGCCAGACGAGCAAGCUGAGAUGGUGAGGAAAGUGAAACGCUUUGAAAAUGGCUUCAUCCAGGACCCCAUUGUUCUGUCUCCGGGCACGACGGUCGGAGAGGCAAAGGAACUGAAGACUAAAUGGGGAUUCGGCGGGUUCCCGGUGACUGAAAAGGGAACCCUCCAUUCAAAGCUUCUUGGUAUCGUCACCAGCAGAGACAUCCAGUUCCAUAAAACCCUCGAGGAUCCAGUCACGGCUGUUAUGGCGACAGAACUAGUCACCGCACCCGCAGGCACCACUCUUGCCGAAGCCAAUGAAGUCCUCCGGAAGUCAAAGAAGGGCAAGCUGCCAAUUGUGGAUAAAGAAGGGUCCCUUGUCUCCCUGCUCUCCCGAAGUGACUUGAUGAAGAACAUUCACUAUCCUCUUGCAUCAAAGCUUCCAUCUAAACAGCUGCUCUGCGCGGCGGCCGUGAGCACCCACGAGGCAGACAAGGUCCGUCUGCAGAAGCUCGUCGACGCCGGUCUAGAUAUUGUCGUUGUGGACAGUUCCCAAGGCAACAGCAAGUUCCAGAUUGCUAUGAUCAAAUACAUCAAACAGACAUUCCCCGACAUUGAUAUUAUCGCGGGUAAUAUUGUUACCCGGGAGCAAGCCGCGGCACUGAUUGCUGCCGGUGCGGACAGUCUACGCAUCGGUAUGGGUAGUGGCUCCGCCUGUAUCACACAAGAAGUUAUGGCCGCUGGUCGUCCUCAGGCUGCAGCCGUGCGCAGUGUAUCUGCCUUUGCCGCACGGUUUGGUGUCCCUACCAUUGCUGACGGUGGUGUCCAGAACCUGGGUCACAUCGUGAAGGGACUUGCGCUAGGUGCUUCGGCAGUUAUGAUGGGAAGCCUGCUUGCUGGAACCACUGAGUCUCCUGGCGAGUACUUUGUGAGCAGUGAAGGACAGUUGGUCAAGGCCUUCCGUGGUAUGGGCAGUAUUGCCGUCAUGGAGGACAAGACUAAGAGUGGCGGCGGUAAUAAUGCCGGGGCUUCGCGGUACUUCUCUGACAAUGAUAAGGUCAAGGUUGCGCAGGGUGUUGCGGGCUCCGUUAUUGAUCGUGGCUCAAUUACCAAGUUUGUCCCUUACCUUGUUGCGGGCGUGCAGCAUUCUCUCCAGGAUAUUGGUGUCCAGACUCUUGAUGCCCUGCGUGACGGGGUAAACAAGGGGUCAGUUCGCUUUGAGAUGAGAAGUGCAAGCGCACAGACCGAGGGUAAUGUCCAUGGCUUGCACAGCCACGAGAAGAAAUUGUACUCUUCUUGA
Penicillium concentricum is the source of this 1584-nucleotide messenger RNA. RefSeq lists its product as uncharacterized. Gene Ontology annotation, biological process: GTP biosynthetic process. Bases 1 to 1584 code for a protein of 527 amino acids. Gene Ontology annotation, cellular component: cytoplasm. Lineage: Eukaryota; Fungi; Ascomycota; Eurotiomycetes; Eurotiales; Aspergillaceae. Gene Ontology annotation, molecular function: IMP dehydrogenase activity. The transcript has 3 exons. The record is from RefSeq and is a predicted model, not a curated record.